Messenger RNA from Zeugodacus cucurbitae (melon fly), 2324 nucleotides. Its product is annotated as protein anon-37Cs. The record is from RefSeq and is a predicted model, not a curated record. Bases 154 to 1653 code for a protein of 499 amino acids. Lineage: Eukaryota; Metazoa; Arthropoda; Insecta; Diptera; Tephritidae. The transcript is spliced from 3 exons. Gene Ontology annotation, molecular function: polyamine oxidase activity.
GAUAACAAAUAAUAACAAAAUUUAACAAAACAUUUCGGGCAGAACCUUCAAUCAAAUAUUUUAGUUAAAAUAAAUUUCCGUUAAAAAUUAUAAAAAUAUAUUUUUAUUUAAUAAAAGUGCAUAAAUUAACUUAUAACAAACUAAUAAAUUGCAAUGAGAUACAUUCGAUGUGUUGGGCGUAAACUUCAUGGUACAAGCCUGAUUGGCAAUACUUUUAAAACAAUUUAUCCAACAGAUAGUUUCCAUAAACCCAGGAAUGAGGUCGCCAUUAUCGUUAUUGGUGCUGGACUUGCUGGUCUAUCGGCUGCCAAUCACUUAAUUCAAAAUGGUUUCAAGCAAACAAUUGUACUAGAGGCUACAGAUCGUUAUGGUGGACGUAUAAUUUCCAAACAAUUUGGUGAUGCAUAUUGCGAAUUAGGAGCAAAAUUUGUGCCCAUAAAUGUAAAAAAUGAUACGGUCUACAACAUACUGCAAAGCAUGCGAGGACUGCCGAAAAAAGUAAUACCAAACAAAGAUAAAAUGUAUGUGAAUGCGUAUGGAGAAAAAGUGGAUAAGAAACUACCCGAAUUAAUAGGCAGACUUUACAAGAGGCUUUGUUCGCAUAUACAGUUCGAUGAAAAAUACAAAGCUGGCGCUAUGGAAGACCUAAAUAAUUUACACACAUACUUUCAAGCUGAAAAAUCAAGGCUGUUAACUUCGGUUUUUAAUGGAGAAGACCGAAAAACUGCAAAUGAAAUAUUCAAUUCACUCAUCAAAGAGUUUGGCAGCCUAUUAGGAUGCUCUCUUGAAUAUGUUAAUAUUGAACAUAUAACAAAAUUGAAAAAUGGUGUUAAUCAUGGCAACUACAUUUACAUACCUACUGGCUUAGAUAAUAUAUUAAGUGUUUUAACAAAAAAUCUGUGCAAUACUCAGUUGAAGGUUGGAAAGCCAGUUGGUGAAAUCAAUUGGUAUAUACCACCAGAAAUUGGAGGAAAACGUGUGGCUUGCUUGGAUGGUGAUGUAUAUCGUGCCGAUCAUAUAAUUUGCACGGUGCCAUUGGGUGUACUUAAAAUAUUUUCGGAAAAUAUGUUCAGACCAUCAUUACCAACCAACAAAAUAAAUUCUAUAAAAAAGCUUGGUUUUGGCACACCAGUGAAAAUUUAUUUCGAAUACGAGUGUAAUAUAGACAGCUGGUUGAAGAGUAGUUUGCGACCAUUAUGGAGUGCAGAUGGUGCCAACGCAGAUAUGGCAUGGACUAAACAAGUGGUUGAAAUAUCGAAAUUGCCCAAAAGCAAUAGAGUAGUUGAAAUAGUUAUUGGUGGUGAAUUUUACGACAAAAUUGAAAAAUUACCAGAUCUAGAAGUGCUAACCGAAAUAACAAAUCUACUACGUACAUUAUUGAAAAAUCAAAAUAUACCGUAUCCCACUUCGGUGUUGCGCUCUAAUUGGAGUUCACUAGCAUGCUAUCUAGGUGGUCGUCCUUACUUCUCCACUGGUAGCACAAUAAAUGAUGUGUUAACAUUAGCCGAACCGCUGGGACCCAUGUCAAGUCUUCUCUUUGCUGGUGAUGCAACCAUAGUAGAAGGAUUUGGUACUAUAGAUGGUGCGCACAAGAGUGGCAUUAGAGAAGCACAACGCAUAAUAGACCACUACAACAAACAAACGGCUGUUUAAGUCAUAAACCAAAGGAAUGAAUACAAAUGUGAUAUUUUUUAAUUACGCUUUAAUAACAUGAACUUCACUUUAAAGUUUAUAAAUAACUUACUUAUUAGCAUAUAACACACAACAACAAUGCAAAACUGUUAAAAGCAUUAAGUAAAUAGUAUUUGGCUAUAAUAUCAACAACAAUAAUUAAUUAAGCAUUUAUGUACUAAUGGAAUAUAGUAGAGAAUAUUAUCAGGCAUUCGUUGUCAUCGAACCAAUUGAAGUACAACUUCAGAUGUCAUUAGCAGCUUCACUAAUUUCAUUCCAAGAAUAAUCCAUAUCCUCUGACUUGGUAAAUCUGGAACAAACCGCCAUACGCAAAAAGUACACAUCAUUGAUUUUACUUGGCACCAUAUGUAUGUUACCACGUCCAUUGAUAUGUUUCAAUAGCUUCUCACUCUGUUCAUUAGGACCCUUUAAACGGAAACAAACCAAACCCAUAUUGACAUCGCCAACAAUUUCAAAACGAUCAUCGGCUCUGCAGAGAUCGGCAAAAUGUGUAGCGUAACCACAGUGACGUCUUAUGUGUGCUUGUAGAUUUUGCACGCCAUACAAACGUAGUACAAACCACAAUUUCAAAGCACGGAAACGACGACCUAAUGGAAUUUGCCAGUGUCGGUAAUCGGGUACUGAACCCUGCA